Gasterosteus aculeatus aculeatus (three-spined stickleback) is the source of this 1461-nucleotide messenger RNA. The record is from RefSeq and is a predicted model, not a curated record. NCBI's taxonomy places the organism in Eukaryota, Metazoa, Chordata, Actinopteri, Perciformes, Gasterosteidae.
AGAUGCUCCUCUGCUCUCCCAUCCUGCACGGAAGAGGUCACAUGACGUGUCUCCUCCCAGCGCGCGUCAUGUGACUGAGGAUGUCCGAGCUCACAUAAGCAGCGUGAAGGUGAGCUCACCUGGCAGACGGCCUGCGCAGGGUGACAAGCACCAGCAGGAAGCCCCCCGCCCCUCCCCCGAUGAUGUCGCCCCUCACCAACACCACGGGGGGUCUGCAGUAUCAGGGCCUGCUGGAGUCGGUGGCGUUCUCCAUGCUGACCACGGUCCCGUGCUGCGUCUUCCUGCUGGUCAACGCCGCCAUGCUGCUGACCCUGAGGAGCCGGCCUCUGUUCCGUGAGACCCCCCGCUACGUGCUGCUGCUCAACCUGCUGUGCGCCGACACGGCGCAGAUGGCCCUGAGCCAGCUGCUCUACCUGCUGGCCGCCAGCCGGGCGCCGCUCACCUACCCGGCCUGCGGCGUCCUCGUCAUGCUGGCCGACCUCACCAACGCCGUGUCGCCCCUCACGCUGGUGGCCAUGUCCCUGGAGAGGUACGUGGCCGUGUGCCGCCCGCUGAGGCACGCCGCCCUGGUGACGCCGAGGAGCACGAUGGCGGCCGUGGCGGCGGUCUGGGCCUUCAGCUCGCUGAACGUCCUCACGCAGGUCGUUCUGCUGCUGGACUUCCCCUUCCAGGACCUGCAGAGCCUGCGGAUGGACGACUUCUGCUCCAAGGGCCGGGUGAUGCUCGGCGCCGCGUCCGAGGUGUACGACAGAGGCUACACGUGCUUCCUGUUCGUAUCGACCAGCGUGGCCGUGGCCUCCUCCUACGUCGCAGUGACGAUGGCAGCCCGGUCGGCCUCCAGCGGCGGAGCCUCGGCCAGGAGGGCCCGCGACACGCUGCUGCUGCACCUGGUGCAGGUGGGCCUCAGCCUCUCGUCCACCGUGUACAGCCCCGUCCUCAUGGCGCUCUCGCGCAGCGUGAACCGCCUCCUGUUCGUGCGCCUGCAGAACGUUCUCUACGUCGCCAUCUUCAUCUUCCCUCGGUGUCUGAGCUCGCUGAUCUACGGCCUCCGAGAUAAGAGCAUCCAACCGGUGCUGCUGCAGCAUCUGAGCUGUGGGCUGAAGCUCCCAAUCGGCACAUCACCACCUUCCCCGCGUGAUGUAGAUGUGUAAAUACACAUUUAUGUAAACAUGUAUUCAUGUAAAUAGGCAUGUAUGUAUAAAGGGCUCAACAGAAGCACUGAAACACCCUCCGUGGAGACUUUAAAACGAUCCAGAGCAGAAGAGCUCCGCUUGUAUCGCGCCAUUAUUUGUCUUCAUUAACGUGUUGAUUCCCCUCAUGCGUCUCAUUUAGUCCUGAAGACUGCGAGUUCUCUUUAGAGACUGAAUGCUGAAUAUUCUGAAUUAAACUGCAUAAGUUCUGCUGACGAAUUCUAUAUUGUUAAAAGUGAUGAACCACAUGAAUCAAAGAUCUGUGGCUGUG